GUUUUCCGUUGGCGGUCGGCCAUCUUUUCUGGCGCCGGGGCUGUCGCUCUGUGGUGUGUGUGGAGCGGAGGGGAAGAUAACGGGAGCCAGGCCUGCGGGUGAGAGCGCUGGCGGCCUGUGAGACUCUGUAAACCGGGGGGAAAAGGGGCGUUUACUGUACGGUAGAACCGACACUCGGUCGCCUGGAAACGGAAGCUGAAAAAAAAAAAAAAAGCCGCCUCCGACUCCGUCCGUCAGCGUCAUAACUCCGCGCCGCCCGCACCGCCAUUCACUCCGGGAACACAGCGCCGCAUUACCUGAAGACGCGGGGGCACCCAGGUGAGAACUGGGCACAAAAACUGAGGCAGAGGCUGUACCAGACUCGAUGAGUUUCUUCCGUCAUGUCGGAGAAGUCAGGCCAGAGCACAAAAGCAAAGGAUGGGAAAAAGUAUGCGACCCUCAGCCUAUUUAACACGUACAAAGGAAAGUCUCUAGAAACUCAGAAAACUACAGUUGCUGCACGUCAUGGUCUCCAAAGUCUGGGAAAAGUUGCUGUGUCUCGGCGCAUGCCACCACCUGCAAAUCUACCCAGUCUAAAGGCAGAGAAUAAAGGCAACGACCCAAAUGUGAAUAUUGUUCCCAAAGAUGGCACCGGCUGGGCAUCCAAACAAGAGCAGGCUGAAGAAGAAAAAACACCAGAAGUGCCUCCUCCACCUCCUCCAAAGCCAGUCGCUCCUCCUCCAGCUGAGGUUCCUGUGGUCACCAAAUCCUGGGCCAAUACCAAGCCAGGUGGGCAAGGAGACGGUGUUCCUCCUGUGAACCGAUACUUCCAGCAAGAAUUCCCCAGUCUGCAGGCAGCUGGGGAACCAGAAAAGAAAGAGAAAGAAGCAACGGAUGAUAACUAUGGACCUGGACCCAGUUUACGGCCACAAACUGAUGUGGCCAGUUGGCGGGAAGGUGGAGGAAGGAACCUAGGAACUCCGCUGGCACCUUCUGACCAAGAAACUGCUGCACUUGGAGAGGAAGGAACGUCCCAUCCCGCUCUUCCUGGGGCAGCAGAUCAAAGCAAGAUUGGUGAUAAACGUUCCACAACCCCACAGCUAAAACUGAAUGGACAGCAACCGGGCCUACCUCCUCAGUACAGAGGCAUGAUGCCUCAAUUUGCUGGAAAUAUGUUCCCUUCGUAUCCUCGACUCCCAUUUCCCCCGGCCCAAGGACAAACUAGAUAUCCUACACCAGCUGAAGCCAACAGGCAGCCGCGACGACCGCAAGCGUGGGCGGCUGAGGGCAUUGAACGUCCCUCCAUUAUCAGUGCUAGUGAACUGAAGGAGCUGGAUAAUCUGGACACUGAGGCCGAUGAAGGGUGGGCGGGAGCACAAAGUGAAGUAGAUUACACCGAGCAGCUGAACUUCAGCGAUGAUGAUGAACAAUCUUCGAGUCACAAAGAGAAAUCAGAAAGCUGGGACGAACGCAUCGCAAAAACAGAGCAGGUUCAGCCCAAACCUAAUGACAAUUCCGAAAUUGGCAAAGAAGUCGAAGAGCGGACGGCGAACACUUCUUCUCAAGCACCCGCCGGCCAGAAGUCUCUCCUCGGGAAAGGUCCAUCGCCUGAUACACAGGAGAGACGCCAAAUGCCUCCAUCCCUAUUAUCUCUCGACAAAAAUAUUCCACCUCUGUUGCAGCCAAAAAGCGCUCCUCAACAGCAUCCGCCUCAAAGCCGCCCAGGUGCACCAUCAAGACCGUCACCUUUACCGUCUCGACCCAGCGAGGAUGAGAUCUGGAAGCAAAGACGUAGACAACAAGCGGAGGUUUCUGCGGCCGUGGAGCGAGCCCGUAAGAGACGCGAGGAGGAGGAAAGGCGCAUGGAAGAGCAAAGGAAAGCCGCAUGUGCAGAAAAGUUAAAGCGUUUGAAUGAGAAGUUUGCAGCCUCUGCCCCAACCCCUUCUGAGAAACCCGCACCUGAGAAACCAGUUGAAGAGCAGCCGGUCACCGAGCCGCCCCAGCCAGAGUCUCCUGUCCCCCAGGAGGAAAAGGAGGUCACCGAUCAUGAACAGCCUGAGGAAGAAAAGGAACCAGAGAGGCCAGAGACUCCAGUACAACACGAAGAAAAGGAAGACCUCAUCACUCAGCCUGAAAUCGAACCAUCAGAAGAAAGUGAAAAUGUUGCUGAUUUAGAAGAAAUGUCGCCUGAGCUAGUAGUGUCAGAAGAACCACCCUUUACUAGGAAGGAUAGUGUUUCAAGCGACCGAGCGGACACCCCUCCUGCCAUACCUGUCCAGCUGCCGCCACUUGUUCUCCAGCCGCCUUCAGUUCCAUCUCCGGUGUCUAAUCUCCCACCUUCCCCGUCGCCAUCUUCAGGCCCUGUGAUCCCACAUGAGAGUGAAUCUGAAAGUGGAACACAAACGCGCCCCCCACUUUCUUCUGGAUACUCAAAGCAGUUUCAGAAAUCUUUGCCUCCAAGAUUCCAGAGACAGCAGGAACAGAUGAAACAGCAGCAGUGGCAGCAGCAGCAACAAGGUGUGCUAUCCCAACCAGCCCAGUCACAACCUUCUAGUAGCCCUGUUCCUCCACCACAACACAGGCCUCUUUACCAGCCCUUGGGACCACAUCCUCAACAUUUGGCCUCCAUGGCUUUUGAUCCUCGCUGGUUAAUGAUGCAGCCUUACAUGGAUCCUCGAAUGAUGUCUGGAAGGCCAGCAAUGGACAUUCCACCAAUGCAUCCUGGAAUGAUACCAACCAAACCUCUGAUGAGGCGUGAACAAAUUGAACCCUCAACAUCUGCUUCUGAACCAUAUGAACACAUGGCUCGAUCCGUUAGAGACCACGGUGUCCCAAUAUCUGAACCUCGCAUGAUGUGGGGAGCUGAGCCCUACCCACACCCUGACAGCCCACAGGUUUCAUCCUCUACUAAAGAGCCAGAAGAGCCUGAAGAUUACAGAUCUGAAACACCACUGGACCAAGAUGUCAUCACUGAGAACUACUCAUUGGACCACAGUCCAUUUGAACCCCAGCACAAAGCUGAUUUCUUUUCUAGAACCCGUGAGCCAGAUCUUCACAGUGCACCUAUCAGACAUCCAGAGCCUAUCCAACUACCUCAGGCAGAAGAAAAAGACUCAGUAAUAUCCGCAUAUGAACCAUCAGAGAAGCAAGCGCCUAUAGAGGAAGUGACUCACAUUGAUAUCCAACCCGUGUUAACCAGGACUUUAUCCAGUGAGUCUUCUCACACUCAGAAACAAGAGGAGAGGAGGGUGGAUACAGUACAGAUGAACACAAAAGUCUCCAUCAGACCAGCUGAACCUGUGAAAGAAAUCAUAGAGGAGAAACAAAGGAAAGAAAGUUUUCAGAGUUCGAAGCCACUCGAUAUAUCAAAACCAGAAAAGCCUUUCAAACCAAAGUCAGAAACAAGGUGGGGCCCAAGACCGGGAUCCCGGAGCCGAGAAGAAGGUUUAGAUAGACCAGUAAGGCGAUCCGGCCCCAUCAAAAAACCUAUUCUUCGUGACAUGAAAGAAGAGCGUGAAAUGAGGAAAGAAAAGGAAGAGGAAAAGACUGGACAUGAAAAACCUAUAAGAGAAAGAAGAGAAGAGAAACAAGACAAAGUGGAAAAGAAAACGCUACCGCAGCAGCCAGUGCCAAGUUCAGUGUCCACCAUAAAUAAAGCUGAGCAAGAGAAACAAUCACAAGACACCGCUACUCUUCCUAAAGUGUCAAGUACCAAUACGCUACAUAAAGAAAAGUCAUUGGAAAACAUUUCAGAUCCAAUACCCAAACCAGUCACCCAACCAGCGUCAACCAAUCAGCCAAAUAAGGAAGAUAAAAUAGUGCGUGUGGUUAGCAAGGAAAAUAAAGAACUUCCUCCUGAAAAGCCCAAAUCAGAUGCUAAACCUCCGUUAGCAUCACAGCCCUCACAUACAAUGGUGCCGCAUCGAAGGGACCCUAUUCUUCCACCUCGUGCUUAUAGGAAAGAGGCUAGAGACAGAGACUGGUUUCCUGAUCAGGGCUAUAGGGGUCGAGGCCGGGGAGAGUAUUAUUCCAGAGGAAGGAGCUAUAGGGGAUCUUAUGGAGGCAGGGGACGUGGAGGUAGAGGGCAAAACAGAGAAUAUACGCAUUACAGAGAUUCCAAGAUGCGCUCUGAUCCUGCUCCUCCUGGCUCCGGAAGGCGAAGGGACGAAAGUGAAACGCGUAGCGAAAGUUCAGAUUUCGAGGUCUUGCCGAAAAGGAGGAGACAGCAUGGUUCCGAAACGGACUCUGACAGCGAAGUUCAUGAGAGCGCAAGCGACACUCCUCUGUCCGAUAAGGAGACUUCCACUAGAAUCAAACCUCGUAGAGACGAUCGCUCAGAUAUCAAAAGAGCGCCAAAAUCUGCGUCUCUCUUAAAGUCAGAAGCUGGAAUGUCAAGGGCAGAAGUCAAACUGCCUGAAAGGCACUUCCCUAGAGAAGACGACAACAGAACGAGACCUGGCUUCUUGCCGAAGGGUGAACCUUCCCGUAGAGGAAGAGGGGCGGGAAGUUUCCGUCGUGGAGGUAGGGAGCCUGGCAUGCGUCCGUCACGCCCUCCUCCACCAAGAAGAUCUAACUACAGAGACAACCAGUGGAUGCCACGGCAGCAGGAUUUAAGGCCGCCCCCACCUCCCCGUAUGGACGAAGGGGAAAACAGACAUCACGAGCACCAAGUGUUACCUCCGGGGGAAAAGAGACCACCUGUUAAGUUUGAACGCAAGUUUGACCCCUCAAGGGACCGACCAAGGAGGCAAAGGCCUACGCGACCACCUAGACAGGACAAGCCUCCACGAUUCAGACGUUUAAAAGAACGGGAAAGAGAAGACGCGGGCAAACCUGCCGAAGUCACCGGCUCUUCCAAUCAAGGCGUGCCAUCCUCUAAUAGUGUCCACGAACUCCCAUCCGAUUUUUCAGGCAACAAGACCCCAGAUCUGUCUAACCAUAAUUCGUCCGACCAGGCCAAUGAAGAAUGGGAAACCGCUUCCGAAAGUAGCGACUUCAACGAACGAAGGGAGAGGGACGAGCGGAAAGCUGCAACUUCUGCCAGUAUCCAGUCACCAGCUCCAAACAAAACGGCUGAUGGUUUGGGGCAAUCGCCACCUAAAAGGGAAAGCGCCAAAAGAAGUUUCUCCAGCCAGAGGCCUGGCAUGGAUCGGCAGAACCGUCGCGGCAAUACCGGUGCGCCGAAACCAAGCAGGCAUUACUCUGGUCCCAGGGGAGAAAGGCGAAGCGGAACAUCAUUACAAAGGGGAAAAAGAGGGACAAUGGAUGAUCAGACUUUAGGAUUAAGCCAAGUAGAUUCGUCGGGUGGCAGCAGCAACGCUCACCACUAUCACAACUAUCACCCCCAUCCUGAAGAUGGCAGUACCUCAGCACAGUCAAAAGCUUCUAAGGAUGUCCCAGGCAAGAAGAAGGAAGAGCCUAAGCUAGUUGUCAAGAAACCUAAGGAGAAAGUGGACGCCUUGUCCCAGUUUGACCUGAACAACUAUGCAAGUGUUGUAAUAAUAGACGACCACCCUGAAGUUACAACUCUAGAAGACUCACAGUCCAACCUCAAUGAUGGCUUCACAGAAGUAGUGUCCAAAAAGCAACAGAAACGUUUACAGGAUGAAGAGCGGAGAAAGAAGGAAGAGCAAACGGUACAGGUUUGGAAUAAAAAAGGUUCUGGUGAGAAAGGAAGAGGCCAAAAUUCUAAGCUUCCACCCCGGUUUGUAAAGAAGCAGCAGCAGCAAGCAGCAGCAUUACAGGCCCAGUCCUCUGUGCUCGCCGCUCCGCAAAGUAUAACCCCUUCUGUCCCUGCUACGAUGCCUCCUAGUCAACCUCCAGCGCCUGUACCCGCUCAGCCAACCACAAACGGGUCAGAAUUUUCUGGACCUGUAAAACCUCAACCUCCAUCACAGCCGCCAAGUGCCCUGGGGACCGAGCUGUGGGAAAACAAGAUGGCGGCCCCAAGUGUCCUGAAUGACUUGUCUAAGAAAUUGGGACCUAUAAAUCCUCCACAGCCACCUUCUUCCAGUGCCUGGAAUAAGCCCCUGACAGGUUUUGUGCCCUCUUCCAGCUCUGAGACAUCUAAAAAUGGCCAAGAUGUUUCUGUUGACCUCACAAUGGAAGCCAUACAGUUUGGCGCCCCUGCAUCCAGCAGCAGCGACAAUGAAGGUACAUCCUCCCUCUCCGAAAAAACGGAAUCUCUACCUGAGCCCAAAGAGCAGAGGCAAAAGCAGCCCAGAGCUGGCCCAAUAAAGACCCAAAAGAUACAGGAUAUUAAUGUAAUUCAGAUCAAGGAAUAUAAGCCGGGACCUAUCGGCAAGGAGCGAUCCCUAAAGAACCGCAAGGUAAAAGAAGUGCAGCAGCCCGAGCCGGAGACUCAGGAGAAGCAAAUUCCGACUACAGUUCAUACUCCAGAACCGGUUCCAUCCAAGGACACUAAAGUGAUAACAGAGGUGGCCACUGAAAUCACCAGCAUACUGUCUGUGUCCGCGCCAAAAUUUGUAACAAGCACUAAGGAAACCGUAACAGACUACACAAGCCUAUCCAAUGCCCUUCCUAAUGCUGCAUCAUCGGGAAGCUCUAAAAUUGAGUCUACUUUGGUGCCUAAUGUGCCCCUUCCCCACAGCCUUCCGUUAUCUCGAAGAGAGACUCUUCAACAGAGCUCAAGCUUGACCCCUGUGUCUCCUGCCACUGUGGACCUGACUCUAAAGAUGGAGUCUGCUCGCAAAGCAUGGGAGAACUCCCCAAGUGUUGCUGAGAAAGGAUCCCCCAUCGCAUCUGCAGCGCCUCCUACCAGCACAUCAGGAGUGGGGGCUUCCUCCAAUUCAAACACUGGAGUUGGUAGCGUAAAUGCUAAUAGUGGGAAUGCCGGCCCUCCUCCGCCCAGCAGUGUCCCGUACAACUCUUUCUCCAGUGCGUCUAUGCCGCCACCUAUCCCGGUAGCUUCAGUAACGCCGACCACUUCCCUAUCAGGUGCUGGAACGUACACGACUUCAUCUCUAAGCACGAAAACUACCACGACCUCCGAUCCUCCAAAUAUCUGCAAAGUGAAGCCUCAGCAGCUCCAGAGCAGCAGCAGCAUGCCCUCUGCCAGUCACUUCUCCCAGCUCAGCUGCAUGCCCUCCCUGAUGGCCCAGCAGCAGAGUCCGCAGGUGUACGUCUCCCAGUCUGCAGCAGGACCAGCAGCACAAAUACCUGCUUUCUAUAUGGAUACAAGUCAUUUAUUUAAUACUCAGCACGCACGAUUAGCUCCUCCAACCCUAACCCAACAGCAAGGAUUCCAGCCAGGUCUCUCCCAAAUCCCGAUCCCCAUCUAUGCUCCUCUGCAAGGACAACAUCAGGCUCAGCUCGGAUUAGGCCCGGGUCCCUCUGUAUCCCAAGCCCAGGAAAUGUUUACUCCCUCACUUCAGCCGUACAGGUCCCAGCAGGCGUAUCUACAGAGCAAUCUGUCUCAGCCUUCCCCGGUUGUCUUGUCUGGCGCUACCUUACAUAAUUUCCCCGGAGUCCAACACCAGGACCUUGCUAAGGCUCAGUCUAGCCUGGCGUAUCAGCAGACGACCAAUACUCAGCCCAUUCCUAUCUUAUAUGAACACCAGCUUAGUCAGUCUGGUUUGGGAGGAUCUCAGCUUAUUGAUACACACAUUCUACAAACCCGACAGGGGCUUGGACAACCUUCUAAUCUGUAUUCUGGACAGCAACCAAGUCAGACCAGCUUCUACAACACGGCUCAGUCUCCUACAGCUUUGCAGCAGAUGACGUUACCUUUGCAAGGAUCUCAGCUGUCCUUGCCCAACUUUGGUUCUACAGGGGGGCAGCCCCUCAUUGCUUUAUCUCAAACUCUGCCACCUGCACAUCAAGCUCAACAUCAGAGUCUCUCUAGGACUGGCCAAGUGAGCCAGGCUUACCGCGGCCUAAUCCCUUCCGGCAGUCAGCACGGAAUGAUGGCUGCCCCCGGCAAGGUGACGACUGCACUUAUUCUCUUUGGGAUGACUGACCUCGAUCUUAAAGCUUACGGCAGUGCAUUAGACCACGUGAAGCCCGGUACACCGCCUGUCGGUGGAAGGAGCACCACACCUACGUCCAGUCCUUUUCGGGCCAGUUCAACCAGCCCCAACAGCCAGUCAGGCAAAAUGAACAGCUUGGUUUACCAGAAGCAUCAAUUCCCUUCGACCAGCGCCAGUGUAAGGAUGGGUCAGCCGCCAUUCCCCACACCGCAGUUCCCUCCUCAGAUACUGUCCCAGCCUAACUUGGUUCCGCCGAUGGUCAGAGGACCACAUCCGAACUCGUUCCAGCCUCCUGUCCAGCGUCCACCCAUGCAGCUGACCAGCCAGAUGCCCCCACAGAUGCCCACAGGCCUGAUGAACCAUCCGCGCCUUCACCACGUGUCUCGGGCCCCUCCUGUGGCACCUUCCGGUGUGCGAGUCAAUGCCGCCAUGAAGGCGGAGCAGGAUCUGAAGGCAAAACAGAGAGCAGAAGUCCUGCAGUCGACGCAUCGCUUCUUCGAACAGCAACAACAUCAACAGAGCAAACCUGUGAUCCCUAAACCUCCGAAAACCAUAGCCGGCCCUCCAAAGCCUUCGGACGCCAUCGCAGAGCCUUCCAUGGUCUCGCAGGAGAAGGUUGAAGAGAAUUCGUCCGCCUCCCUGCCUCAAGCGCCGGUACUGACCGCCCCAAAACCCAUCAGAACUGGACCAAUAAAACCUCAAGCCAUCAAAACGGAAGACACGAAAUCAUAAGAGACGGCAUCGGAGGAGGAUGGUUACGUUCUAAGCGCUACACUUAUGUGUACGGAUACAGGAUUUCUUUGUUUACUGAAAAAAAAAUGCAGCAGCUGAUCUAAAAUUAGGAAGGAAAACAGCGGGUUUAGUUAACGUACCGAUCAGAGCGGCGUCCAUCGAUUUCAGCAUUUCAAGGCGUAAAACGUAGAAAACUCUGAGCCCGGAUGGCGACGGAGUCUUCUCGUUUCUGCCAGGCUUGUCUGUGAUUAUGCUGGAACGGGAAAGUUCACACUGUACGGUCAAUUAAAUAAAACACUACCCUGCAGAGGUGAGCUGAAGUGUGACGCCAUCAUAAACGUACACCCAAACACGCUUUAUGGUCUUGUUUAGGGUUACGUAGUCGGCUUUUGUCUCACCCCCCACAGUGUUCGCUCUCCCCGUACCCGGCUCUUCUGUUUGCGUGUAUUUUGUGCUCUCGACAUCCCCCCCUCUCCAGCAAUUUACUAAGUUUAGUGUUUCGUAGCGGCCUUGAGGGUGCAUGUGGUCUAAAAGGUUGCAAGUGAAGGUUGAGGCAUUGAGCAUUUCUGCUCCUAACCACUGGAGGCGCUGUGAGAUUAUAAACCGGAUAUCUGGUCAGUCGUGUAGAGAAACAUAGAUUCAUAGAAAUUCUCCCUAAAGCCGCGCGAUAUGGCGGAACAAUCAAAACAAUUGCUGCUGUCGUCUCCACAAUAUCAGUCUAUACUGUACCUUUAAGAUAUAAAACCUCUGUAACUUUAAUUUUUAAAAAUAUUUCCUCAUAAAGUGAAAUCACGUUAUACAGCGACCUUUUUAUAUAUAAAUAGGAAAGCAGGAGUUCACUUCUGUGCUGGACGAGACAAAUAAAACUGUACAUUAUGAGAUAUCUUGUAAAUGCAGCUAUGUUGUGGUAAAAGGUGUUCUUAUUAAACGUAAAAAAAAUCUUAUUUUGCCCAGUUUAAGGGUUUUGCUUAUAUUUUUGUUUUUCAAUAGCUACAAAAAAACCUCAUACAGAAAAAAAACGUACGUGAAAUCGAAAAAAAACUACUCUGUGUAUGCAUCCAAUCUAUUCAGAUUAAAGGGACUAAUCACGGGGCCAGUCUCUGGGUUUGUGGCCCCCGGUCCGAACUGUUACUAUAUGUAUUGCCGGUAAAUUUCCAGUUUUAGUAUUUAAUGACCUGUUGGGUAAAAGCGACAGGUAAAUACCACCCCCUUCCAAAAUCGUCAUCGUGUCAGUCACUUGGCCUGCUGUACAGAAUAGUUGCAGACGGAGAGCGAGCUGCAGUUUAGUUGUAUUUUUUCUUUUUUUUUUUUUUUAUAUAUAAAUAUUAUAUAUAUAUAUACAUAAAUAUAUAUACAGGUUUUUUUUUCUUUUUAGCUGUUUUGUCAUCUUUUUUGCAAUUCAAAAACGGGGGGAUAGUAUAGGUUUUGUCCCACACAUCCUUUUUGGCUUUGUACAGAAUUUACAGCCACACUUUAGCCCUUGCUCUGUUAAGAGAGAGAGAGAGAGAAAAAGAGGAAUAAAUUGUAUGAAAUAUGUAAGGUCUUUACUUUAUCCAGGUUUGAUUACAGGAAACUAAUAAAGUAUUCUCUAAAUAAAUACAUUUUUGC
Hyla sarda is the source of this 10307-nucleotide messenger RNA. RefSeq names its product proline rich coiled-coil 2C (gene PRRC2C). The record is from RefSeq and is a predicted model, not a curated record. The transcript has 35 exons. Gene Ontology annotation, biological process: cell differentiation. NCBI's taxonomy places the organism in Eukaryota, Metazoa, Chordata, Amphibia, Anura, Hylidae. Bases 381 to 8699 code for a protein of 2772 amino acids.